Molecule: messenger RNA, 1918 nt
Organism: Chironomus riparius
Lineage: Eukaryota; Metazoa; Arthropoda; Insecta; Diptera; Chironomidae
Source: the annotation of a GenBank genome assembly
UUUUGAAUAUCAACGGUUUGUUUACAAAUAAAAGUUACUUAAAUUAAUUUAAAUGCUUUUAAAUCAAGUGCAAACGUUAUAGAAAUGGCUUCACAUAGACCCAAAAGAAUCAGUGAACUUGCGUCCGUGGAUUCAGACAUUGAGACACCCGAGAAAAGUGGCAAAAAUGCAUUAUACAGCAAAAAUUAUGGCAUGUAUCCAAAGCGAAUUGCUGAUUUUAGUAUCCAAGAAUACGAUUCUGAUGAUGAUAAGAACGACAAGCUGAAUUGUGCAAUCCUGAAUGAUUCGUUUGUACUCAGUCCAUCGAAAGAUUUCGAUAUGCCGUCAACGCCUGCAACAAGUAAGGAUUCAGCAAAAAAGUCAAAAAGACAGGAAGAGAAUAAUAGAAAUGUGAUCAAUCAAUGCAGCAAGUCAGCAGAUGAUAGUGGCUUUAUAUCAAGAAUAUCUACACUUAAAGUUCGAUCGCCUGAUAUAAAUAAGUUUAAUCCAGUAGCAGUAGAAGAGAAUUCGAAAGCAAAUCGAAGAAAAUCCCGUACGCAACUAUUUCCAUCCGAACCGCCACAAUCAUCUUCAAAAGUUUUAGUAUUUCAAAGCAGCACCAGCAGUAAGAUUGAGGAACAAAAGAAUGAAGAAGAGCCAGUGAGAAUUCAAGUUCCAGCACCUCGUUUGCCUUUAACAUCAAAAAAGGAUGUUGAAUCAAGUUCACAUGAAACUCCAUAUAAGAAAACUGAUCAACAGAUUUUCGUAACUCCUUCAACUCGUCCACUUCCAUCAGCCAAAAAUUCAACUAUUUCAACAUGCGAACGUGAUCAGCAUAAAAGACCAAAAAUCUUAUUCACAACACCAGUUGCACGUCCCUUUCCUGGUUCUAAUUUAGCGACUCCAAUUGAUUCGAGGCAGGCAUCACAUAGAAAAUUAUCGCCUAUUAAGGAACCAUCUGAGGAACAAGAGAAGCCAAGUGAAAAUAUUGUAAUAAUUAAUAAAAUCGAGUACGAGGUUGAUAAGAAAAUAGGAUCAGGAGGAUCAAGUUCUGUAUUUUUAGCAAAAGGACGAAAAUCUGGCAAGGAAUGCGCUAUAAAACUCGUUGAUUUAGACGGAGAUCCUUCAGUCGUUGAAGGAUAUUUAAAUGAAACAAAAUUAUUGGCAAAGUUGCAGGGCAACAUUAAUGUCGUUGCAUUAUAUGAUUAUUGUCACAUACCUGAAAAGAAUAUACUUUAUAUGGUCAUGGAAAAGGGUGAUUCCGAUUUACACAAGAUUCUACAAGGUUAUACCACGCACAUACCAGUUUAUGCUUUAACAAAUUAUUGGUAUCAGAUGCUUCAGGCUGUUCAUUAUAUCCAUUUAAAUGGUGUCAUUCAUUCAGACUUGAAGCCAGCAAACUUCUUGAUGAUUAACGGUCGUCUGAAACUGAUAGAUUUUGGAAUUGCUUCAAAUAUUGCAAUUGAUUCAACUUCAAUCAUUAAAUUCUCACAAGCUGGCACUUUUAAUUAUAUUUCUCCAGAGGCACUAAUUGACACAUCUAGUGGAGACAGUCCAUCAACACAUCAUCAGCCUAGAAUUCGUUUAUCCACAAAAUCAGAUGUUUGGUCACUAGGAUGCAUUCUUUAUUUAUUACUAUAUAAGAAAACUCCAUUUUCACAUAUUAAAGUAAUUCAUCAGAAGAUGAUGACAUUAACGAAUCCAAAAACAGUCAUAGAAUAUCCACCACUUCCGAAUUUCUAUCCUCCAAUUUAUACUGAGAUGCUCAAGAAAUGUCUCGUCUAUAAUCCUAAAGAAAGAUCGUCUGUCGCCGAUUUAUUAAAGUAUCCAUUUGACAUGAUUAUUCCUGUCGAUUAACGUGAGUCUACAUGUCUCUAUAUAUAUGUGUAUUUAAUUGUGUGUAUAAAUAAGUUUAAAAAAUAAAAACAUAAUAAAUGAG